AUGUCAACUCAACUAAUGAAGCCCGUACGACUACUCAUUCUUGGAGCUCCCGGGUCUGGCAAAGGAACUCAGACUGCGCGAUUGUUGACGAAAUUUCCCCAGCUUAAUUCUAUCUCAUCCGGAGAUCUGCUACGUCAACAGAUACAGAAAAAGACACCGUUGGGUUCCUUAGCAGCAUCUUACAUCUUCGAGGGCAAGCUGUUACCAGACGAAGUGGUCACAAGAUUGAUCAAGGGCCACCUCCAGCAAGCAGGCUGGUUAUCUCGGGAAGCUACUUGGCUUCUAGAUGGAUUUCCGCGUACUCUUGAGCAGGGGAAGAUGCUCAGAGCAGCGCUGUCUAAGUAUGACACCGGCUUGACUCUGGUUGUAGAACUGGACGUUCCGGAAAGCGUUAUACUCGAGAGAAUCGAGAACAGGUACGUUCAUGUACCAAGCGGUAGAGUGUAUAAUCUGCAAUACAAGCCGCCCAAAAUCCCAGGAAUCGAUGAUAUCACUGGGGAGCCACUGAGCAAAAGGCCUGAUGACACGGCGGAGGUUUUCAAGAGACGGCUGGACGAGUAUCACAGGACGGCAAGUCCUUUGAAGGAAUUCUACGCGCAGAGAGGCCUUUUGGAGACAGUCUCUGGCGACACAUCCGAUAUCAUAACACCGAAACUCUUCGAGCUGAUCGAGAAGCACCGCAGUGAGCACUGA
Molecule: messenger RNA, 693 nt
Organism: Torulaspora globosa
Lineage: Eukaryota; Fungi; Ascomycota; Saccharomycetes; Saccharomycetales; Saccharomycetaceae
Gene: ADK2
Product: adenylate kinase ADK2
Exons: 1
Coding region: 1-693 (230 amino acids)
Biological process (GO): nucleobase-containing compound metabolic process
Cellular component (GO): cytoplasm; mitochondrion
Molecular function (GO): ATP binding; AMP kinase activity
Source: RefSeq, a predicted model, not a curated record